AUGUCUGAAAAUGAGGACAGUGGUUACGAAUCGCCUGCGAGUGACCAUGAUGAGGAGGAGUUAAUUAUACUGGAAAAGACUUUGAAACGGCGGUGGGGAGAUAAUUCUUUUGAGAAAUCACAAUCUAGCAGCACAGGAAGAUCAAGUGAGCAAGUUCCAGAGCACGAAAUAGCCUUCCGACAAAUAUUAAUGCUGAGAGAGAAAAUUAAAUCCACAUCUCCAGGAAAAUGGCGUAGGCUUGUUCCAGGAUACAACUUGGUGCUACAACGAAUUCUAAAGCUUGCAGAGUUCGCUCCUAAUGAAACUUUAAUCUUCCUUUGUUACAGGAAACGCAAUCUAGAAGCGCAGAAGGAGAAGGCGCCUUAA
This is a messenger RNA of Arctia plantaginis, 366 nucleotides long. The record is from the annotation of a GenBank genome assembly. NCBI's taxonomy places the organism in Eukaryota, Metazoa, Arthropoda, Insecta, Lepidoptera, Erebidae.